This is a messenger RNA of Chara braunii, 2329 nucleotides long. The record is from the annotation of a GenBank genome assembly. NCBI's taxonomy places the organism in Eukaryota, Viridiplantae, Streptophyta, Charophyceae, Charales, Characeae.
GUAUGAAUCUUCACUAUUUCCAUUCUGUCUUCUAACGCGUUUCAAAAACUGAAACUGAAAACAAUGACUAAUGUGUAGUAAUGUUCUUUGCAUUCAAUUGGCAAAAUUGGAAAAUGCCUUGGCAGGUCCCUCGUCUCCUUGUGUUGUGCAAGAAACCCCAGCAAAACUUGCCUUAUCAUGUAACUGUCAUCACACCUCCACCUCGCUCUCUUGGAGUCCAUGCAUUUCCUCCUAACAUUCAAUGCGGCGAGACUGUGCAUGUGGAGGAGGAGCCCUAUAUUGUUUCAGCGGUGACAUAUCGCUACCAGCUGCGAAGGGGUCAGUAUGAACAAAAGCAGAAGCUCCUCGAAGUGCAAACAACUUCUCGGUACAUUGUGAAUUUAUUUCUGGAGCAAGUGCUGCAGAACUCGUAAAGCGAGGAAGGCUCCCGCUGGCAGGCAGACAGCCAUCCCACCUACCAACCACAAACUUAAAUGAACGAUGAGUCGCUUAGAUCAGCCUGACAGCCUACCAAGCACGAACUUCAACCGGCAUGCCCUUACUUAGACCAGAUGGACGUGUUAACGAUUAUGCACCCCUACCGUCUUCACCGGAAUAGAACACUCGGUCAUUAUAGCUGGCAUCUGGCCUGAAAGUUUGCCCUAAAUACAGCGAAAAUGCCCGGGCGUUCUUCGGGUGAAGACUUUAGAGUGACCGUAAUAAAGGUCCCGCCUCUCCAUCAGUGAAGGUUUGUGCAGAGCCUGCUGACUUCUAGGAGGCUGGCAUAUGCCCCACUCAGGCAUUGGCUCUGUCAGCGCCUGGUUGUUUUUUAUUUUCGGGAAGGGGGGAAAGCAGAAAAAGAACGGAGGAGAAGAAAGCACGUCAGUCAGUCAGCCAUUUAAAACUGGCACUUGUCAGUCUGUCUGACAUCUGCCUGUCAUCUAUCUGCCCAUCUGUCACUCUGUCACUGUCUUACUUCUGUCAGUGUUUCUGACAUCUGACAGUCUUUCUGACGUCUGUCAGUCUUCUUGGCAUCUGUCACCCUAUCUUGCAUCUGUCAGUUGCACAGCUGGUUUGGCUGCGAGUCAGUCCAUCAGAAUGCCUGCCAUUUUGAGGCCCAGCUCUUCAGUGAACUUACCGAGUAUCCAUAAUGCUCCACGUAUGGUAGGCAGCCUCUCCAUCAGCUCAUCGAUGACCAUCCUAUCGGUUUGUCAGUCAGUCUUAUGAAGCACUCUGUCAUCCUGUCAGUCUGUCAGACUGUCGGUCAGCCUGUCAGUCUGUCAGACAAAGUCAGCAUGUCACGCUGUGAAGCUUCCAGGCAGUCUGUCAGACUAAGUCAGCCUGUCAGUUUCUCAGACUAAGUCAGUCUGUCACUCUGUCAGGCUGCCAGUCAGUCUGUUACUCUGUCAGGCUGCCAGUCAGUCUGUCACUCUGUCAGACUGCAGGUCAGUCUGUCAGACUAAGUCAGCAUGUCAGUUUCUCAGACUAAGUCAGCAUGUCACUCUGUCAGGCUGUCAGUCAGUCUGUCAGACUAAGUCAGCCUGUCACUCUGUCAGGCUGCCAGUCAGUAUGUCAGACUAGGUCAGCCUGUCACUCUGUCAGGCUGCCAGUCUGUAUGUCAGACUAAGGUAGCCUGUCACUCUGUCAGGUUCCAGUCAGUCUGUCAGUCUGUCACUCUGUCAGACUAAGCCAGCCUGUCAGUACUCAGACACUAAGUCGGCAUGUCACUCUGACAGACUGGCAGUCAGUCUGUCAGACUAAGUCAGCCUGUCAGUCACUCAGACGAAAUCAGCAUGUCACUCUGUCAGACUGGCAGUCAGUCUGUCAGACUAAGUCAGCAUGUCAGUCACUCGGACUAAGUCAGCAUGUCACUCUGUCAGGCUGCCAGUCAGUCUGUCACUCUGUCAGGCUGCCGGUCAGUCUGUCACUCUGUCAGGAUGCCAGUCAGUCUGCCACUCUGUCAGGCUGCCAGUCAGUCUGUCACUCUGUCAGACUGCAGUGAGCCUGUCAGUCAUUUAUAUCAAAUGGUCUAUCUGCUUGUCAGUCAGUUUAUCAAGCAGUCUGUCAGUGUGUGCGUCGGUCAAUUUGCCUCUCUGACCGCCAGUCUAGCUGUGUGUCAGUCAUUUCUGUGCACUGGUCUGUCAGUCAGUCUCUAAUUUCCAUACUUUCCACUUGCCGUUAUCCGUGGGACUUGACCCUUGUAUGUCGGUGUCAAAAAACGAUGCCUUUCCACUGAGAAGUCAGCCAUUUACUGACUUGUCUAGACCAGUUGGUAAACGCAUGAGCUGUCGAGUUACAGACCUGAGUUCGAAUCCCGAUGAAGCUAGAUGAAUGAAUGAAAUUCUGGAAU